This is a messenger RNA of Cinara cedri, 2827 nucleotides long. Lineage: Eukaryota; Metazoa; Arthropoda; Insecta; Hemiptera; Aphididae. The record is from the annotation of a GenBank genome assembly.
UCAACGUGUUUUUUUUCAUUAUGAUAAAAAUUUAAUAAUUGGUUUCAAUUUUCCAGACAAUUCCUGUAAAUUAUAGGAUAUUGCUAAUUGAAAAUUUUAAUCUGUAAAACUGUAAACCUAUUUUAAUUCUUGUAGUUAUUAAACAUUUUUAUCAUAUGGUACAAUAUACAAUCAUUUAGUUUUAGCAGUUUAGUACUUAAAUUUUUUUUUUAUUUGUGAAAGUUUAUUUAAAUAUAUUUAAUAGGUAAAUAACGUGUACACAUUUUUCUCUGUUAAUAUCCAAGUUAAACAAUUUGUUCUAUAUUUUAGUUUUCAUAAUAUUUUAGAAUGCCGCGCAUCAAAGCUGUUGAAGAAACUGAUAAACAAAUCCGAAUUGCUAUUGUGAAUAAUGAUAAGUGUAAACCUAAACGAUGUCGUCAAGAGUGCAAAAAAUCUUGUCCUGUUGUCAGAAUGGGAAAAUUAUGCAUAGAAGUAGCUCCCAAUGAUAAAAUAGCUUCUAUAUCCGAAGAAUUAUGUAUUGGUUGUGGUAUUUGUGUCAAGAAAUGUCCUUUUGAGGCCAUAACUAUAAUCAAUUUGCCUAGUAAUUUGGAAAAGGAUACUACACAUAGAUAUUCAAAAAAUUCAUUUAAAUUGCAUAGAUUACCCACACCAAGGCAAGGCGAAGUUUUAGGAUUGGUUGGAACUAAUGGUAUUGGAAAAUCCACUGCAUUGAAAAUACUAGCGGGCAAGCAAAAACCAAAUCUUGGUCGUUUUUCUGUUAGUUUAAUUUUGAUUUUAUGGCUAUAUAUGAGAUUAUGUUAUUUUUUUAUAAAUACAAUUGUUUUGUCUAUUAAAAUGUACAGGAUCCACCUGAUUGGUCUGAAAUAUUGAAUCAUUUUAGAGGAUCGGAGCUUCAAAAUUAUUUUACCAAAAUUUUAGAAGAUGAUUUAAAAGCUAUGAUCAAACCACAGUAUGUUGAUCAAAUUCCUAAAGCUGUAAAGGGCACUGUUCAGCAGCUGUUGGAUAAGAAAAAUGAACGAAACAACAUUGAGGAAAUUUGUACUCUUCUUGGUAUGUUAGUGUUAUUUAUGUUUUUAAUUUAUACUGAUAGAAAUUAUAAAAAUAGUACAUUAAGAAUAAAAUUGUUUAUAAUUUAUAUUUUUUUUUUUUUUAGAAUUGGAUAAAAUUAGAGAUAGGUCCAUAGAACAACUUUCAGGUGGAGAAUUACAACGUUUUGCAUGUGCUAUGGUUUGUAUACAAAAUGGAGAUAUAUUUAUGUUUGAUGAGCCUUCUAGUUAUCUUGAUGUUAAGCAACGUUUGAAGGCUGCUUUGACUAUUAGAUCCUUAAUUGCUCCUGAUAAGUGAGUUAAACUUUUAAAUAAUUUCUGUUAAAAGUAAUUACAAUUAUUUUUAAUAACAAUUUAUUUAGAUACAUUAUUGUAGUAGAGCAUGAUUUAUCAGUAUUGGAUUAUUUAUCCGAUUAUAUUUGCUGUCUGUAUGGAGUGCCGGGAGCUUAUGGUGUUGUUACUAUGCCUUUUUCAGUACGUGAAGGUAAGAACAUUUGUUUGUAUUUUUUAAAAAUAUAUGCAUAAAUAUGUCUAUAGAAUAUCUAGUUGUAAGGUGUAGGUAAUAUAUAUUUGAUUAAAACCUUUUUUUAGGAAUAAAUAUAUUUUUGGAUGGAUUUGUGCCAACUGAAAAUCUUCGUUUUCGAGAUGAAAGUCUUAUAUUUAAAGUAGCAGAAAGUGCUACCGAAGAAGAAGUUAAACGUAUGACUCACUAUGAAUAUCCUGAAAUGACAAAAACCCUAGGCAAUUUCUCAUUAAAAGUUCAAACUGGCCAAUUUACUGAUUCAGAAAUUUUAGUUUUAUUGGGUGAAAAUGGUACUGGAAAAACAACAUUCAUUAAGCUUUUAGCCGGUAUCAUGCCACCUGAUGGUGCCAAAGGUAAUAUAUAAUAUAAGUUAACGUAUUUAAUAUAAAGGUAAUUUUUACAAUUUAAAUAAUUGGUUAACCUGAUGUUAUAGCUGAAUUACCAAGACUCAAUGUAAGUUAUAAACCUCAAAAGAUCAGUCCUAAAAGUCAAUGUCUAGUACGUGUACUUUUACAUGAAAAGAUUCGAGAUGCUUAUAUUCAUCCACAAUUUGUAACAGAAGUCAUGAAACCAUUAAAAAUUGAUGACAUCAUGGACCAAGAAGUUCAAAAUUUGUCUGGUGGAGAAUUACAGCGAGUAGCUAUUGCAUUGUGUUUAGGAAAACCAGCAGAUAUAUAUUUAAUCGAUGAACCUUCUGCAUAUUUGGAUUCAGAACAGCGUUUAGUAGCAGCUAAAGUCAUUAAAAGAUUUAUUCUACAUGCUAAAAAGACUGGAUUCGUAGUGGAGCAUGAUUUUAUUAUGGCUACUUAUUUGGCAGAUCGAGUUAUAGUUUUAGAAGGUGAGCCGUCAGUAACAUCUACAGCAAACACUCCACAAGGUUUAUUAGCUGGUAUGAAUAGAUUUUUGGAGCUGCUCGGUAUAACAUUCAGAAGAGAUCCAAACAAUUUCCGACCCCGAAUUAAUAAGACAAAUUCUGUAAAGGUAAGAUAAAAAUUACUAACAUAACUAAUUUUUUAGGUUAGGUUGUUCAUUGUUAAAUAGAUUAUCCCCGUAUUUUAUCAUUUCAUAUGCACUUCUUAAUAUUAUUCCAUCAAUGAAUUAACAAUUUGUUUUAUUUUUUAGGAUGUGGAACAAAAACGAGCUGGUCAAUAUUUCUUCUUGGAAGAUUAAAAAAUUCUACAGCCGCUAUUUUAUGCAUUUUUGAUUCAUAUAUCUUGUCUUGAAUAAAAUGCUUAUAAAUACAUUAAUUGUUAUAAUU